Molecule: messenger RNA, 1601 nt
Organism: Engraulis encrasicolus (European anchovy)
Lineage: Eukaryota; Metazoa; Chordata; Actinopteri; Clupeiformes; Engraulidae
Gene: ttll9
Product: tubulin tyrosine ligase-like family, member 9
Exons: 14
Coding region: 83-1384 (433 amino acids)
Biological process (GO): protein polyglutamylation; microtubule cytoskeleton organization
Cellular component (GO): cilium
Molecular function (GO): tubulin-glutamic acid ligase activity; tubulin binding
Source: RefSeq, a predicted model, not a curated record
CACGCUACACGAAGAGAGAAUCACUCACAUGCAGCGUAGAAGAAUUCGCUGGUGCAGCGGAAUGUAGGUUAUCUGAUCUGAGAUGUCCAAAAGUAAGACUGGCGGGUACAAAGGACCUUUUCAGAAGAAAAAAGAGGGAGAACUGAGGAGUACUUUUAGGUACAAAUGUGGACUGACCAACACCAUCCAAGACGUCUUGCGCCAAAGGCCUGGAUGGAUAGAGGUCAAAGAUGAUGGUGAGUGGGACUUCAACUGGUGUGAUGUUGGAUGGCUGCGAGAGAACUAUGAUCAUUCCUACAUGGAGGAACAUGUGCGAAUAUGCCAUUUUCGUAAUCACUAUGAGUUAACAAGAAAGAACCUGAUGGUGAAAAACCUGAAGAGAUACCGGAAAUCCCUGGAGCGAGAAUCGGGGCGCCUGGAAGCAACCAAGUGUGACUUCUUCCCACGGACCUUUGAGCUGCCCAGCGAGUACCACCUCUUCGUGGAGGAGUUCAAACGUAGUCCGGGUAGCACUUGGAUCAUGAAGCCAGUGGCCAGAUCUCAGGGGAAAGGUAUUUUUCUUUUCCGCAAACUCAAAGACAUCAUGGACUGGAAAAAGGAUGGAACCCGGUCAGAGGAGCAAAGAGACGAAACUCAAGUUGAGAGCUAUGUUGCCCAGCGUUACAUUGAGAACCCCUACCUCAUCAGUGGGAGGAAGUUUGACCUGAGGGUGUAUGUUCUGGUGACGUCGUACAUUCCUCUGAAGGCCUGGCUCUAUCGAGAUGGCUUUGCACGCUUCUCCAGCACGCGUUUCUCCCUCAGCAGCAUUGACGAUCAGUAUGUCCACCUCACCAACGUGGCUGUGCAGAAAACAGCCCCAGAUUACGACCCGGAAAAGGGUUGCAAGUGGGAGAUACAGAAGCUGAGGCGUUAUUUAACAGCAAAGCACGGCUCCGACACCAUAGAAUCUCUCUUCAAGGAAAUAGACAACAUCUUUGUGCGCAGCCUUCAGAGUGUACAAAAGGUCAUCAUCAACGACAAACACUGCUUUGAGUUGUAUGGCUAUGACAUUUUGCUGGACCAGGACCUAAAACCAUGGCUGAUUGAAGUGAACGCGUCCCCCUCCCUCACCGCCAGCAGUCAGGAAGACUAUGAGAUGAAGUGUCGACUACUGGAAGACACCCUGCAUAUCGUGGACAUGGAGGGCAGACUCACCGGCCGGGAGAAGAGGGUUGGGGGUUUCGACUUGAUGUGGAACGACGGACCAGUUUACCGGGACGACGUAAACUUGGAAACACUGGGCCUAUCGUGUUUUCCUGCAAACACCCACUUAGGCUGUGUCAAUGACAGGGACAAACAACUCCGCCAGCUCCUAAAGCCCUUUCCUGGACAGAAGAAGACGUGAAGAGAUUGCCCCCACACAGUCACAGCAACCAUGUGAAUAUGCAGUAUUCUAUAUUACACAGUGCAUUAUAUUGUACAUUAUAGUCACUAUGUUAGUGAGGUUUGAAGGAAGUUUUGAAAUUAUGUGUAUGUCCAACAAUGAGAAAUUGAGUGCGAAAAAAAGAGUGUUAUUGUUAAAUCAAGUAAAGUAACUCAAUAAAGACAACUGUCAAAGAUAA